AAUGUCUCCAGCUUGAGGGAGUGGUUUAAUGUCUCCAGUGUGAGGGAGUGGUUUAAUGUCUCCAGCGUGAGGGAGUAGUUUACUAACCUGGUCAAUGGAUCUAUGACACAAUGUCUAGCGCCCCUCACCUCACAUCCUUCAUUGAAAGGACGACACAAGCUAAAGGUAAAUGUCUUUGAUGUGUGUUGAAAGAGGAAAACGAGGCAAAGGUACCAGACAAACAAGAGCCGAGACAGAGCACUUAUAUAAACACACACACACACAAACAAGAGCCGAGGCAGAGCACUUAUAUAAACUUACCUGAACACACACAAAAAACUUUAUGGAGUCUAAUGCAAAAAGAAAAAUGAUAUAUUUCAAAGUGUUUUUAACAGUCCUCGGAUGUUAUUUCUUGAUUGAAUCUACUGAAAGUGCACAGAUCAAUACGUAUGUGGGUCAAGAUGGAAGAUCAUAUUAUUAUUCGGCCGUUGCAUGUGAAAGCACUUCUCUGGUGUCCUACUACCUACAGAACAUCAGGAAGUCAUACACAAGUCGAGACGAGAAACAAUGCUGUUACCUGAAUGUAACAAGAAAUAGUUGUUGUCUUUCUGCAAGUGGUGAUUGUAGAUGUGGUCCAUCUGUAACAUGUGGUGUGCCAACAACUACAUCAACAACAACAACAACUACGACCUCCACAACCUCAACUACUCAGACAACAACACCAACGGCUUCGACAACCACAACAACUGCUACUACAGCGAAACCUCAAGAAUCUCUAUGUUCUCUACAACAACGUAUUCUCAACGGGGCUCCCUUGGACAAUGGCUGUACAUACAAGGGUCUAGCGAAUAUAACAUUGGGCAACUUUACAGCCUGUCAUGCUGUACUCACGAUGGCAACAGUUAAUGGGACUUUCAAAACAACAUUCUUAACCACUGUAUCCUGUCAGAGUAUAAUCACUGCUGGUAAUCAAUUCGACUUGCAAAUUGGAGAACUCAAACUUCCUUUGACUUCUGCUGUUUUUAACAUCAUUAAUGACACCAGUGACGCGGUAUUUCUGGAGCUCAAUGAAAGAUUCAAAUCUCUCUUGACUCUUCUCAAACCUUGUCAGUCUCCAGCGUGUCCAUAUGAUGUGGUCAAUAUGUUAGGCAAAGUCAAUCUCACAGACUGUAAGCUUGUCAGUUAUGGAGUCACUAAUGCUACUACCUUCAAAUCAAAUGGACUCAAUGAGGUUUCUGUUUCCAUGGUACCAAACGGAUGUAAAACUGUUCCCAGUACAUCAAACGGCAAUAAAUCAUUAUGUUUUAAAUCAACUAGUGGAUCAGGAGUAUUGUGCUACGGUGAUGCCGGCGCCCCUGUGUAUUGCCGGGCUCCUUUUAAUAGUGAAUGGAUUCUAGUUGGUGUGGCCCAAGCAGUUUCCUCGUGUGGCUCCAGUGAGUUCCGUGUACUACACUACCCAGGAUAACUAAUACAUUGUAGACAGAUUGAGUUUUGUUCUUGAAAACUGUAUGGCUUUGUUACAUCUA
Molecule: messenger RNA, 1505 nt
Organism: Biomphalaria glabrata
Lineage: Eukaryota; Metazoa; Mollusca; Gastropoda; Planorbidae
Exons: 8
Coding region: 323-1444 (373 amino acids)
Source: RefSeq, a predicted model, not a curated record